AUGGUGCAAGGCGCCAUCAAGUCAUCUACGCGGGCCAAGGCGCCCAAGGCGACACACUCGAAGCGCCAGGUGGCCAAGGUAGCCAAGCCCAAGACCAACAAGGCUGGCGUCGACAAGGCACACAAGAAAUUCACUUCAGGCCUCAUUGCCAAGACUGAGGCCCUUCUAGGCGAGCGCGCGGGCCACCUGGAACUGAUUGGGAAGGGCAAGAAAGGCAGCAAGAAGGCGACAAUCAAGGGUGGCUCCAAGAAGUUUGGCUGA
This is a messenger RNA of Drechmeria coniospora, 261 nucleotides long. Its product is annotated as putative protein family UPF0390. The record is from RefSeq and is a predicted model, not a curated record. NCBI's taxonomy places the organism in Eukaryota, Fungi, Ascomycota, Sordariomycetes, Hypocreales, Ophiocordycipitaceae. The transcript has a single exon. Bases 1 to 261 code for a protein of 86 amino acids.